This is a messenger RNA of Aspergillus wentii DTO 134E9, 551 nucleotides long. RefSeq lists its product as uncharacterized. The record is from RefSeq and is a predicted model, not a curated record. The transcript has a single exon. NCBI's taxonomy places the organism in Eukaryota, Fungi, Ascomycota, Eurotiomycetes, Eurotiales, Aspergillaceae. The coding region runs from base 183 to 506 and encodes 107 amino acids.
CGGAGACACGGAGUAUGGGAUCUGAUGCUAUUUGGCCGCCCAUCGUCAUAAACUAACCACCAUGGCGGCCAUGUAGUUCGACGACGGGAAAAGUUAAAUAUCUUCCUAUCCCGCCAUCGAGUGGAUCGGAAUCAAGGUUGACUACAUACAUACAUCUUGUCACACCGACACAUUGUACCUUGAUGCAUUGCAUCGGCCGGAAUGCACCAUUUCCUUCCCCGGUGCUUACAAUCCAUCAGGCUCCAACGAGAAAACAACAACAUACAUGUGAAAGCCACUCCGUAUGUGGCGUCGAUUCGGAGAGCUUACCUGGCCUGGAUGCCAGGUUCCCUGAUGUGUGCGUGCAGCGCAACUGCAGCCGAGCUGAGCUGUGCUGGCCAGUGCUUCGCGCAUGUCUUACGAAGCAUGCUGGCCAUUGCUAUUUUCUUUUCUUUCAGUGGAUUAUUAUCAAUAUGGUUGAUUGGAUCUUGAUGAUUCGUGUAGAAAAUUUACCAUUAUUUUUGUGAUAUAUUGGUACUCAUACAUAGUCUAAUUUACAAGGAGUUGACUUG